Messenger RNA from Syngnathus typhle (broad-nosed pipefish), 4485 nucleotides. RefSeq names its product multivesicular body subunit 12Ba (gene mvb12ba). Gene Ontology annotation, biological process: viral budding; regulation of epidermal growth factor receptor signaling pathway; virus maturation. NCBI's taxonomy places the organism in Eukaryota, Metazoa, Chordata, Actinopteri, Syngnathiformes, Syngnathidae. Gene Ontology annotation, cellular component: late endosome; ESCRT I complex. The record is from RefSeq and is a predicted model, not a curated record. Bases 372 to 1253 code for a protein of 293 amino acids. The transcript has 12 exons.
GAUUUAUAAUAACGCACCCCCAUCAUCGUAAAUCCCCCCGCAAAUUAUUGUGAAGUCUUCGUCCUAAAUUUUUGUUAAAUACCCCCACCCACGGUUCGUGCACUAGACGUUCUGAAAGGGGAUGCGUAGUAACGCUUAGCAGAAUACAAAGAUUGGUUCGCCUUGGAUACAAUUUUGCUGUCUUUGAUGGUGGUCGUGAAACCAUCGUAAAAUGUAUUUGAUGGAGAUACCGUGUCAUAUAUUCUAGGCGCCACCUCGUUGCACUUACGGAGACCACCUCAACCUUACGGUGCAAUUCAACAGAAGAAAGAAAGGACUUGGAACCGGCUCAAAAUGAAACAAAAAUAUUGUAAGAAAAAAGAACUUAAGAGAUGCCUGAAGUUUGGGAACUUUCUGAGGCUUUGCCAGAGCUGCCCAUGGACCCAAUCACUGGAGUUGGUGUUGUAGCCUCCAGAAGCAGAGCACCAACUGGUUAUGAUGUUGUUUCAACAACAUCUGAUGGUCUGGAUGCUGAUCUGUGGAAAGAUGGACUUUUCAAGUCCAAGGUGACCCGAUACCUGUGCUUCACCAGGGUAUUCUCAAAAGAAAAUAGCCAUUUAGGUAAUGUUCUUGUUGACAUGAAGCUGAUCGAUAUAAAGGACACCCUGCCUGUGGGCUUUAUACCAAUCCAGGAGACUGUUGACACUCAGGAACAGGCAUUCAGGAAGAGGCGACUCUGCAUCAAGUUUAUUCCAAGAGACUCUACAGAGGCAGCCAUUUGUGAUAUUCGUAUCCUGGGAAGAUCAAAGCAGGCUCCCCCACAAUACACCUUCAUUGGAGAGCUAAACAACAUGGGUAUCUGGUAUCGUAUGGGAACUGUGCCACGAACUCAGGAGUCCUCUCACACAUCAGGUGUGACUGACAUCCAGAAUGUGAAUUCUAUCUCCACUUCAGCUUCUGUCCCACCAGCAUCCGUGACUAAGCAUUUUUCUAUGACCCUCCCCGCCAGUUUCAGAGGAAAAAACACAACUCGACCAGAUUAUGAACACCAAAACUCCAACCUCUACGCAAUCUCUGCAAUGGAUGGAGUGCCCUUCAUCAUCUCCGAGAAGUUUUCAUGUGCCUCAUCAGAACGGAUGGAUCUCAUCGGGAUUACGAUCAAAACAUUGGCUGAAAUUGAGAAAGAAUAUGAUUACAGUUUUCGUACCGAACACAGCGCUGCAGCACGGCUCCCACCCAGUCCAAGUCGAACACCCCUGAGCUCUGAGGCCUGAUGAACCGAACUACUACCUUCACCACUUUCUCCAGCAGGACAGAACUGUUCAAGUCCACUGUUGGCCACUCCACUCAUCCACAAUUGUAUUGAGGAAUAAAUAGGGCAACAUUGAAUUUGUAGAAGCUGUUUUGACCCUUUUCAUUGUAUCAAAAUGGGUAUGAGAAGCAAUUUAACAAAAAUAAAAUGUGAAGAGAACCACUCAACUUAAAAAUCAAAUGGGAAAGAUCAUUGUUCAAAAUCACAAUGUAGACGCAUUUUCCUUGACAUAUGGUUUUGCUUUUCUGUGUAUAGCAGUUAGAACUGACACUAACUAAUAAUUGAUGAAUUUGUCGUUAAUCCAUUAAUCGAUGAAUUGGAUGCAAAAAGUCUGGUUUAAUUUUCAUCCCUUUAUUCCAAAACAUGACAUUACUUUAACAUGACUGCGCGCAAAAUGCAGAAAAUUGGCAAAAAUUUUCAUAAUUGAAUUCCAAAGCAAAUAUUUUAUUUUGAUUCAACCCAAAGAUUAUCGGUCCGGUUUCGGAGGGACGGACGGAUGGAAGCACAAAUUACCUUUGCAACAGUUUUACCUCCAUAUAUGUAUAUGUGGCCUUUGCGUGAUGUACGUAUUAGGUCGCUAAUGUAUGGCAACUAGGCAGGUGACCACGGGGAAGCGCCAUGUGAGGACGCGUUCUGGCUGAGCUCCCUAUUGGAACUGUGAUCUCCAUGGAAGAUCAUCAUGGAAGAGAGAAGAGAUUCACCGAUUUUGUGCCCUGAUGCCUGCGGGACACAUACGAUCUCCCCAAAUCGCCCACUUUGGAUAUCGCCCACCGAACUCUGUGCAAGAGGAAUGAAAGGGCGCCUUAGUUUGUCGUAUUUCGAUGGAUACUUUUAGGACAGUGGUUCUUAACCUACCGAACCCCACCAGUUUAAUAUGCGCGUUCACCGAACCCCUCUUGAAUGAAAAAUAAAAGAUUGUUUUCCAAAUUCAAGACAUGUUUUUUACUCGUGCGCAAAAUGAGCUGUGCAUGAGCAUCACCUUGUUCAAAGAAAAAAAAAAAACACAAUGCAUUAACUCACAACAAAUUACAUACCUGCAAAUCAGUGUGACUUCGUCUGCUGCUUUUGCGAGACCAGUUCAGAUAUGCUAAGACAGACUCACCGAACCCCUAGGGUUCGAUCAAACCCAGGUUAAGAACCACUGUUUUAGGACAAUGGCGAGAAGGAGGCUUGUUUGUGGUUGUCCUGGUUAGUACUAUUUUUGUUUUGAGUAUUACACAGUUCCGAUGGGGCUUGGCCCCACAGGGUAGGCUUAGUAGAAGUUUUUGUUGAUUGGUAAAUGUCAUGUCUUUUUGCAGUCUCCCAUUGGGAGAGGGGCCUGCCAAGGGGUUUUGUUUUGUUUUUUUAUCUGUUUUUUUUGUUUUUCAUCUAAUUUUUUUUGCUGCCACAUUGUCAAUGUAGACCUUUACUGCUUACCAAAGGAUUCUAUGAGCAAUGUCUCCUGCCAGAAGGUAACAUUAUUCUUUGCUGUUUGUUAUAAUGGCUCUACCUGACCCUGGUAGACUUAUGGCGGCUACAAAAUUGGAACGUUAAGGGGGAUCAACCCUCUCUGGUGAAACGCAGCAAAGUAUUCACAUAUCUAUCCAAGCUGAAAGCAGAUAUAGCCUUUUUGAUUGAGACACAUUUGCUUGAUAAGAAUCACACAUGCCUUCAAAAAGACUUAAGGGAAAUGACAGAAGUGAACUGUGAUGAAAAGAUAUACAUAUGUAUAAUAAGAUAUGAUCUAUACAUUAUUUAGUUAUCGUUUUAUUUUUGAUUUUCCACCUUUUACAACACACACAUACCUUGGAAUCAGACCAGGUUCUUAUUCCUUUUCUCAAACAGUGCCUGUAUUUGUCCACAAAUAAAGAGCUGGAUAGGUCAGUCUCUACUUUUAUUUGAAACACCACCUUUCUGUGAAUUGGGAAGGCUUUUUUGGCCGGCCAGAAAGAGAAUGGAGGUCUAGCACUCCCAAAUUUCAUGCGGUAAACAUUCAUAAACUAAUGUAUUGGAUAACCACGUCCUACGAGGGUGGAGGCAUGUUAUGGGCUGAGAUGGAGCUCCGCUCCGCUUAUCCUUUGUUGUCAUCCCUUGUUUUUGCCCCACUCCCUUUGAGUGAAAAGCGAUUCAUGAAUAACCCUCUGGUGAGCAGCUCACUUCGUAUAUGAGCACAGUUCAGAACAUACUGAGGCUGCAUACAGGCCCUAUCUUCCCUCCCAAUUGAGUCAAAUGCACUCUUCCCUCCUCGCUCAUGGAUGCAGCAUUCAAAUUGUGGGCCAGAAAGGGGCUAAAGCGAGUGAAAGAUCUCUUAACGAAAGGGUGCUCAUGUAUUUUAAACAGAUGAUGAGUGACUACGGCAUUCGCCUCUCACACUUUAGAUAUUUACAAGGGCCUUUGUCAAGAAAUAUUUUACUUGUCCCUUACUCCACCCAGACAGAUGGCAUGACGAGUGGCUGGAGCAAUGGUGAGCAAACUAUAGCGAUAUCCAAAAGAUGGCAUUCCCUUCACUGGCCCGCAUAAGGGAGUAAGGUAUUCUUGGCGCAACAAUACACUGUAUGCGAAUGGAAAUCCUCUAAGUCUUGGCAUCUAACAACAGAAUACAUUCAUCAUCUUUCUGCGUCAGACACAGACUGCUUCAAUUUAAAGUUCUCCAUUGAUUACAUGUAUUCAGAAGCAGGCUUGCUGACAUCUAACCAGGUGUUGACUUGACCUGCAUCACGUCCCAUCAGGACCCAGCCACUGCCAUAUGUUCUGGUCAUGCCCAUCACACGCUUUUGGUUUUUGAGACUUUCUCUUAUGUGUGCAGAAAAUAGUUUAGUUGCAAUUAUUUAGAGUGGUAUUUGACAAAGCAACUGUCUGUGGCUCAUUCCAAUGCUGUGGCCUUCUCUGUUGGCUUGACGCCUUAUCCUGUCCAAUUGGAAGUCAGCUGUGUGUGGCAACCGUUCUUGGAUUAUUUUUGUCUCCGGCAGUGUGCAUAAAGAUGUGUAGAGACAUGCGUUAAAGUGACGUUCGGUAAAGUUGUUGCUACUGUGCUGAAAAACAAUGAUCGUGUCUGAAUUCCCCUUUUUCCCUAAUUCACUAUAUUCCAUUUGGCAAUUUGGACAGCCAUUUUACUAAUUUUGUCAUUGCAUAUCAGGUGACCACGAUAUGUAUCAGGACAAAGUGGCAUAUUAAGAUCUGACUUUUUAUUGUGAAUAAAAAUUAAUGAAUUGAAA